Erigeron canadensis is the source of this 2056-nucleotide messenger RNA. Its product is annotated as L-type lectin-domain containing receptor kinase IX.1-like. Lineage: Eukaryota; Viridiplantae; Streptophyta; Magnoliopsida; Asterales; Asteraceae. Gene Ontology annotation, biological process: protein phosphorylation. Gene Ontology annotation, cellular component: plasma membrane. The record is from RefSeq and is a predicted model, not a curated record. Bases 1 to 2034 code for a protein of 677 amino acids. The transcript has a single exon. Gene Ontology annotation, molecular function: protein kinase activity; carbohydrate binding; ATP binding.
AUGAUCUUCUCUAGAAUCCAUGUAAUAAUCACUUACUUGCUUAUUGUAUCCAUCCCUUAUGCCGUUUCAAUAUCGUUCAACUUGACAAUUAUCGGUCCACAGAAUUUGAACCGUGAAAUAGAAGUUAAUGGAAGUUAUGUCUCUGAUGGUGGAAUUCAGGUGACCCCAAAUGAGAUUGGUUCAGAUCGAACCCAGAAAGCAGGACAAGCCAUAUACUUUAGACAACUUCGGCUUUGGGACAAAAGAAAUGGUGAGUUAGCAAGCUUUGCAACAAACUUUACUUUUGUGAUUGAUUCAAAUGGGUCAGCAAAUUAUGGUGAUGGCCUUGCAUUCUUUCUUGCUGAGAAAAAUUCCGUGAUAACAAAGGGUGGAGCAAUGGGACUUCCCAUUGAUCCCAUCACCAUUAACGCCACAAACAGAUUUGUUGCGGUGGAGUUUGAUACUUAUUAUAAUACUGGGUGGGACCCGUUACCCUCUAACACUUCUCGAGUUGCCGAUCAUGUGGGUAUCAGCAUUAGCUCACUUACUUCUGUUAGGACUCAGAGUUGGUUUAGCGAUAUAACUCGUGGAAGAGAGUGUCAAGCUUGGAUUACAUAUGAUUCGGUCUCCAAAAAUCUUAGUGUUUCCUUCACUGGUUAUCGAAACAAUACAAUCGUACGUCAAGAUGGACUUGUUUACAAAGUUGAUCUCAGAAAUGAGUUGCCUGAAUGGGUUAUUUUUGGAUUUUCUGCUGCAACUGGAGCUAGUUUUCAGAGAAAUAAUGUGAUAUCGUGGUCUUUCAGUAGUUCUGAUUUACAGAAUGUUAAAGGGAAAAACAGAAAGGUAGGAUUAGUUAUUGGAUUAGCGGUUGGGAUUGCUUUUACUUUUCUGUUUUUGUUUGUUUUAUGGAGGUGGAAAAAGAAAAGCAGAAAAAAUGAAGCAGAAGAUGAUGGACUUGAAGUUGAGAUGAACAACGAAUUUGAAAUGGGAACCGGGCCAAAAAGAUUUUCCUACAAUGAAUUAGCUAGAUCGACUAGUAACUUUUCUGAGAGUGUGAAGCUUGGGGAGGGAGGUUUUGGUGGGGUGUACAGAGGUUUUUUGAAAGAUUUGAGCACAUAUGUUGCAGUCAAAAGGGUGUCAAAGAGUUCCAAACAAGGUAUCAAGGAGUACGCAUCAGAAGUUAGGAUAAUUAGCCGAUUAAGGCAUAGAAACUUGGUACAACUCAUCGGUUGGUGUCAUGAGAAAAGAGAACUCCUACUUGUCUAUGAGUACAUGGAAAAUGGAAGCCUAGAUGCACAUCUUUUCAAGGCGAAGAGCUUAUUGCUUUGGGAAACAAGGUAUAAAAUUGUCCAUGGUAUCGCUUCUGCUUUGCUGUAUCUACAUGAAGAGUGGGAGCAAUGUGUUUUGCAUAGAGAUAUUAAAUCAAGUAAUGUGAUGUUGGAUACAUAUUUUAAUGCAAAGUUAGGUGAUUUUGGGUUAGCUAAGUUGGUCGAUCAUGAGAAAGGCUCUCAGACUACAAUGAUAGCUGGAACCUUGGGUUACAUGGCUCCUGAGUGUGUAGUGACGGGCAAGGCAAGUAAAGAAUCAGAUGUGUUUAGUUUUGGUGUGGUUGCGCUGGAAAUAGCAUGUGGACGAAAACCCAUGGAGUACAAGACUCAAGAAAAGCAAAUCCGCUUAGUAGAAUGGGUUUGGGAGCUCUACGGGUUGGGGAUUCUUUUAGAGGCAGCUGAUCCCCGUUUAGGGUCAGAGUUUGAUGAAGAUGAAAUCCAACGAUUGAUGAUUGUUGGGUUAUGGUGCGCACAUCCUGACUCAGAAUCUCGCCCAUCAAUGAGACAAGCAAUUCAAGUACUAAACUCUGAAGCUUCCCUCCCUGUACUUCCCUCAAAGAUGCCGGUGGCAUCUUACUUGACGCCACCCCUGUCCUCGUUAUAUGGUGUCACUUCCAUAGUCAAAAUUCAAUCAUCAAGUAGCUACUCUAACACAGAGUCAUCAAAGACAACAAUGUCAUCAUCUCCUACUUCACCUUCUGUAUCAUUGUUGCAUUCAAUGGAAUGACAGUGUAAAUUAUUGAUCUUAA